AUGGAGGCUUUAAAGAAAAAAAUUCAGCGCCAAAAAUGGAUUAGACUGCACCAACAAUUCAAGCAGGAUUUAAGAUUGAAAAAAUUCAAAUAUGUCAAUAUACUGUAUUGUUUCAAUUUGUUCUUGUUAUUUUGUUUACAAAUCAUUGCAUUAUUUUUUUUUUUAAAGGGGUUUUUAUUGCAAAAAACAUCAUCAAAUAAUUACGCAAAUUCUUUGUCUAAUAUUGAUAAUGUUUUGGAAAACAAUCAAAUUUCAAAUUACCUUUUUAAUAAUGACUCAAGUUUAUUCAAUGUGUCAUUAAAUCAACACUCUCAAAAACCUUCAUUUGAAAAAUCAAUAAUUGUGAUAAUUGAUGCAUUGAGAUUUGAUUUUGUUAUUCCUUCCAAUAGUUCAAUUUCUCCAUCAAUUCAAACCUCACAAUUUUACCAUAAUAAUUUUCCAACUCUAUACCAAACUUUUAGUUCUAAUCCUCAAAAUUCUUUACUUUUAAAAUUUAUUGCUGAUCCUCCAACAACAACUUUACAAAGAUUAAAGGGUUUAACAACCGGUUCAUUACCAACUUUUAAAGAAGCUGGAUCUAAUUUUAAUGGGAAUGAUAUCAAUGAAGAUAACCUAAUCUACCAGCUAUUUAAUAAUAACAAAUCAAUUUCCUUUUUAGGUGACGAUACUUGGGUCUCUCUAUUUAACAAAUAUUUAAAUCAAAAUAUAUCAUAUCCAUAUGAAAGUUUAAAUGUUUGGGAUUUACAUUCUGUUGACAAUGGUGUUAUAAUGCACUUAUUUCCUUUAUUGAAUUCCUCUGAAAACUCAUUUGACUAUAUAAAUCUAAACACAUCUACUUCUUUACCAUUUUCAAAUUCAAAAAAACAACAUUUAUAUAACAAUUCAAAAAACUGGGAUAUCUUAAUUUCACAUUUUCUUGGUGUUGAUCAUGUCGGUCAUAGAUAUGGACCAUCAAAUUAUGAAAUGAUUCCAAAAUUAAAUCAAAUGGACAGUAUUCUUAAAAAAUUGAUCCAAAAUUUAUCAAAUGAUACUUUAUUAAUUGUUAUGGGUGAUCAUGGAAUGGAUGUUAACGGUAAUCAUGGUGGUGAUUCAAUCGAGGAAUUAGAAUCUACUUUAUUUUUUUAUUCAAAGACACCUAUUUUAAACCAUACUUCAAAUGAUUUAUUAAUAAAUCUUAACCAAAAUAAAAUUAAUAAAAAUAUUUAUGAUAUCACUAAUAAUGGUGAAAACUAUAGAUCUGUUAACCAAGUUGAUCUUGUUUCAACCUUAUCCUUAUUAUUAAAUUUACCAAUUCCUUACAACAAUUUGGGAUUACCAAUUGAUGAAUUAUUUUUAAACCAUUUUAAUUCUUUUAAUCAUCCCGAACUAUCUAAUUUUCAACUAAAUUUAUUGAAUAUCAUAAAUCUAAUGAAAAAUCAAUUUAUAUCAAUUAACCAAAUUCAUAACUAUCGAUUGUCAAAUCCCGAUUUAAAAAAUGAUAUUGAAAUCAAUAAUCAAUUUCAAGCUAUUCUUAAAAAAUAUCAUCAAAUUAAUGAUAGUUUUUAUAAAAUUUCUUUAAAUCAAACAGCUUCUGAAGACGAAAUUGCAACAAAUUAUUUUUCUGAACAAAUAAAAAAACUCAUCUUGGAUAUUAAAAAUUAUCAAUCGAAUUCUUUAAAUAAAUGUCAAGAAAAAUGGGCUCAAUUUAACAUGACUUAUCAAAUUAUCGGUAUUUUACUUUUUUUUUCUUCUCUUAUUGUAUUAGUAAUAAUUUCAAAAUUAAUUCCUUCAGUUGUUAUAUCUCAACUUAAUGAUGAAUUUCUUUCCUCAAUUAUUUUAAUGAUUUUUUUAAUGGUAAUAAUUUUUUUGUCUGUUUUUUUGAUUUUAAAACCAACAACAAUUUUUGAGUCUCUUUUAGAUUGUUUCAUUUUUAGUAUUGGAUUUGGUAUAUUUAUGGGCUAUUUGAUAACUAUAUUUGAUAGAUACUCUCUUUCUUGGUUAAAGUUUCAAAUUAAAAAUUUUGCAAAAGAUAAUGAUUCUGAUUGGAGUUUUACAAACAUAGCUUCAUUAAUUAUUUUGGGUUUUGUUUAUACCUCCAACAGUUUAAUAAUAUGGGAAAAUAAAAUUGUUAAUAUCUUGCUUAUAACAUAUGGAGUUUUAUUAAAAAAAAUUAAUUAUAAUUUAGCAUUCUAUCAUUCAAUUUCUUUUAUAAUUGUUCAAAGACUAUCAUCUACAGUGAAAGUUUGCAGAGAAGAACAAAUAAACUUCAAUUCAAAAUUAAUGAAAAAAACAUUAAUUAAAAAUUCAAUCAAAAAGUAUUUUAUUGACAAUUAUCAAUCAGCCUCAUUUAAACUUUGGUUUCAAAAGUUCUUUAUCAGAUUGAGUUAUUUGGUUUUAGUAUAUUGGUUUUUGGAAUAUUUGGAAGUUAAUCAAGAUGUAAAUGUGAAUUUUUUCAAAAUAUCAGUUAACAUAAUAAAAGAAUUUAAAAUAUGGAUUGCAAGAAUAAUAUUUUUUAUAAGUAUGGUUUUGGGUUCAAUUGCAUGGUUGAAGGGUCCCUUAUGUAUUAAAUUAGUCAGUAGCAAUGCAGAUUCUAAUGAUAUUAAUGGAAAGAACUCGAAAAAGAUUUUACUCGGGUAUAAUAAUUUAUUUGGAUCUACAUAUUUCUUGUUGAUUUUAAAUUUUCUUAUUAUGAUACUUUUAGUGAAUAAACCAUUAGGAGGAAUUUUGAUCUUAUUAUUGGUGAUACAAAUUUUAACUGUUUUAGAGAUAAUAGAUAUAUUAAAUUUGAAAGACAAUAUGAUAUCUAUAAUAUUGUUAAAUUUGUUGGGCUUAUCAUAUUUCUAUUCAACUGGACAUCAAGCAACUAUAUCUUCAAUUCAAUGGGAGUAUGCUUUUAUGCUAUCAAAAUCUAUACGCUUUCCAUUUACACAUUUUACAUUGAUACUUAAUAAUUUUGGAAGUUUUAUUUUGGUAUCCAUCUCGAUAGCAUUGAUUAAAUUUUGGAAACUAACACCAAUGAAGGAAACAAAGCCUAUUUCGUUGAUAUCAAAAAUAAUUGAAAAUUGGUUAACUUUACUAAUGAUUCAAACAUUUUUAACAUUAAUUUCGAUGAUAAUGGCAAGUCAUUUUAAAAGACAUUUGAUGGUUUGGAAGAUUUUUACACCAAGAAUGUUGAUGAAUCUUUUAAUUUUAAUAAUAAUGAAUGUAAUUAUACUAUUUAUAGGGAUUUUUUUCGGCGUCUCGAGACUAAUAUAUAAAGUCAAUCAAGUGUUUGGCUAA
Molecule: messenger RNA, 3258 nt
Organism: Ascoidea rubescens DSM 1968
Lineage: Eukaryota; Fungi; Ascomycota; Saccharomycetes; Ascoideales; Ascoideaceae
Gene: GPI13
Product: mannose-ethanolamine phosphotransferase GPI13
Exons: 3
Coding region: 1-3258 (1085 amino acids)
Biological process (GO): GPI anchor biosynthetic process
Cellular component (GO): endoplasmic reticulum membrane
Molecular function (GO): mannose-ethanolamine phosphotransferase activity
Source: RefSeq, a predicted model, not a curated record